Molecule: messenger RNA, 1017 nt
Organism: Aspergillus caelatus
Lineage: Eukaryota; Fungi; Ascomycota; Eurotiomycetes; Eurotiales; Aspergillaceae
Exons: 2
Coding region: 360-752 (130 amino acids)
Source: RefSeq, a predicted model, not a curated record
CCACGACUAUUGACCGGGCGAUGUGGAGUCUACUCUACAGUGAUCCUUCGAUCAGUGAUCUCCACUAGCUGUUGGGCAUUUUGAGAUUACCAUUGGACAGACAUCGAGCUGUUCCUAUUUAGGAAUCUCGUGUGAGGCACGAGUCAGGAUGUCCUCGUAGGUACCCAUUGAGGCUGAUGGAUCAGACUGGACCUGUCCUCCAUAGCUGAAUCCGAACUCCGAUGACAAAAUCAGACCUCUAACAAAGAAUAUAAAAGAGAUCUCUCAUCCCUCGAAACCAAACCCCCAUCAUCAUCACAGCAACCAGCUUCACUCAUCACAAAAACAAAACAAAAUCAAGGGAUCAAUCCUCCGCAAAAAUGCAACUCAAAACCCUCCUCUCCACCCUCCCAUUCAUCACGGCCGUCCUGGCCAACCCAGCCCCAGUGCCAGCCCCCGUACCCGGCACCGUCGCCGUCGGAUACGGCCAGCAACUCCAGAACAAUGACCAGGCCAACCACUGGGUCGUCUGGAUCGAGGGCGAAAGUGCCUGCCCCAACACUCGAGUUCUGGCUAGGCUUACCGACAGCCCUUGCGACCAGACCUUUUAUUUCAACAACAAAGCCUACCACCUCGCCGACUGCGGUAGCGACAACGAGCCCCGUCGUGUGGUUCAGCCCGGCGGUGGCUCUGCGGGCUGCUCUCGCGAUAACCGCAAGAUUACCUGCCACGGUAGCACUCAUGACAUUGUGAAGCAUGGCAAGUGCGGUUAAGUGGGUUGAGGUUGUGAAUACGGAUACAUGAUGCGUGGAAACAGGGAUUGUGGGAGUGCGGUUAUGUCCCGGUUGAGCACUUGAAUGGGAAGGAAGUAUGACGCAUGGAGACAGAGAUUAUGGAAGGGGAAGGGGGAGUGGACUAGUAGUUAUGCUUACGCCCUUGUUCUUGGCUAUGGUCUUGUUGUUACAUGUCAAUAACCUGCGCCUGAUGGCAUGGCCUAUAGUGUUCAGUGAGCUUUGAAUGAGAUAGAUUUUGUCUUCA